GUUGUCUCCAUCGCCACACUCUGCCAUGUGCCACUUUCAGGUCUCCUCACACACUGCUGGUGUGUUGAAAUUUUUUGACAUAGGGUGCUGGCAGAUUACGGGCCUCCCAUAGCUGCUGCCAGGCCCCUAAUCUGCCAUGGGCCCCCCUACCGCCUCCUCAUGCUGCUGCCAGGUCCAGAGUCUCUCAUGGGUCCCUGUACGGCCUCCCAUUGCUGCUGUCUCCAUCGCCACACUCUGCCAUGUGCCACUUUCAGGUCUCCUCACACACUGCUGGUGUGUUGAAUUUUUUGAC
Molecule: messenger RNA, 292 nt
Organism: Staurois parvus
Lineage: Eukaryota; Metazoa; Chordata; Amphibia; Anura; Ranidae
Source: the annotation of a GenBank genome assembly